AUGGUGAAGCAGCCCAGCUCAAUACUGGCCAUGGCCACGCAAGUGCAGAAGAUGGGGAGUGCUUGGGGCAGGCUUUGCCUGCUGCUCUCCCUCCUCCUCCAGCUGCUGGGCUCCCCAGCCAAAUGGUACUUUCAGGCUAAAGCUCUCUGCAAGUACAAGGGGAAGCAGUUCUCCCUUGGGGAGUCAUGGCUGGGCACCAACUGCCUGCUCUGCAUCUGCCUGCACCCCAUCGGUGUGGGCUGCUGCAAGACCACCCAGCACCCCACUGACUUCCCUGACUGGUGCAAGGCCCACUACAACUCACAGACCUGCCAGAUCUCAGUGGUGCAGAAGGCCAACCCCAGCCUGCCCUGUGUGAAGAACAUGGAGUGGGGCUUGGCUGGCACCCCAGAGCCGCUGAGCAACAAAGUACUGGGCGCGGGGCUGAGCAGAUAG
Messenger RNA from Charadrius vociferus (killdeer), 435 nucleotides. It is a transcript of the gene MSMP, whose product is annotated as microseminoprotein, prostate associated. The transcript is spliced from 3 exons. The record is from RefSeq and is a predicted model, not a curated record. Bases 1 to 435 code for a protein of 144 amino acids. NCBI's taxonomy places the organism in Eukaryota, Metazoa, Chordata, Aves, Charadriiformes, Charadriidae.